AUGAGUCUCCUGCACUUCAGUCGAGGCCUCUCGAGCCUCAGGACGCGUUCUCAAUCCCUUACGGCGCUGAGCAGUGCUCGAUCACCGCGGCCUUCGAUAUAUUUUCCCCGGCGGAGUUUCCAUGCUGCUUUGGCUCUUGGAGGGAUCAGGUCUCAGGUUCUGAAGGAUGUUGGAGAAGGGAUAACGGAAGUUCAGAUCAUUCAGUGGUACGUUGAGGAAGGGGCGAGAGUGGAAGAGUGGAAGCCGCUUUGCCAGUACCAGUCUGAUAAAGCAGUGGAUGAUAUCACCUCGCGGUAUGAGGGCGUGGUGAAGAAGCUACAUUUUCAGGCAGAUGAUACUGUUCCUACCGGGAGGGCGCUCUGUGACAUUGAAGUCAACGACGCUCAAUAUCCCGAAGACCCUCCUGAAGCAAACGCAGAGACCUCUCCACCAGCGCGGACCACGAUAGACUCGCAAACAGUACCCCAACCGAGUGUCCCAUUACCAGAUACCUCAGCCCCGCCACCCCCAAACAGUGCUCCAAAGUCACGCCAUGCUACACUUGCAACCCCCGCUGUCCGCGGGCUCCUCAAGCAGUUCAAGGUGAACAUCGAGGAUGUGAAUGGAACUGGCAGGGAUGGCCGAGUGCUCAAGGAGGAUAUCCACCGUUUUAUUGCAGCGCGAGACGCGCCGAGCACAGCUCCAUCACCAUCGCCCUCAACAUCCCCGCAGGCUGAAACAGCUGUUAGCCUAACGCCUAUCCAGACGCAGAUGUUCAAGAGCAUGACCCGGUCCCUGACAAUCCCGCAUCUCGGAUUCGGUGACGAGCUUAGCAUCAACAACAUUACAGCUCUACGCAAGAGAAUAGCCAACUCCAAGGACGAUCCAAGAAAAAUCACAUUCCUCUCAUUCGUCGUCAAAGCCGUCUCGCUCGCUCUAACCGAGUACCCCAUCCUCAACGCCAAACUAGAUACCUCCAACUCCGACAAGCCCCAACUCAUCCUACGCCCAAGACACAACAUCGGAAUCGCAAUGGACACCCCGCAGGGCCUGAUAGUCCCCAACAUCAAGGACGUGGGCAACCUAACCAUCCUAGACAUUGCGCAGGAGAUUUCCCGUCUCAGCGCACUAGGGCAAGAAGGCAAACUUACACCAGCCGACCUCAGCGGUGGCACAAUCACAGUCUCGAACAUCGGGAAUAUCGGAGGCACAUAUGUUAGCCCGGUGAUCGUGACCAACGAGCUCGCGAUUCUCGGCGUCGGAAGGGCAAGGACGAUACCUGUUUUCAACGAGGCUGGUCAAGUUAGCAAAGGCGAGGUGGUAAACUUCAGCUGGAGCGCGGAUCAUCGCGUUAUCGAUGGUGCUACGAUGGCAAGGAUGGCGGGUAAAGUGAAGGAGCUCAUUGAGGCGCCGGAGCGGAUGCUCGUGAGUCUGCGAUAG
Molecule: messenger RNA, 1419 nt
Organism: Aspergillus mulundensis
Lineage: Eukaryota; Fungi; Ascomycota; Eurotiomycetes; Eurotiales; Aspergillaceae
Product: putative 2-oxo acid dehydrogenases acyltransferase
Exons: 4
Coding region: 1-1419 (472 amino acids)
Cellular component (GO): mitochondrion; cytoplasm
Molecular function (GO): acetyltransferase activity; lipoic acid binding
Source: RefSeq, a predicted model, not a curated record